GAAAGUAUUAUAACUCGCUGCAGCGAAGAUAAAUUUGAAAAAAGUUGUAAAAAGAUGCAGAAUUCAACUUCAAAUUCGUUUUUGGCCAACAACAGUAGAGAUGCACUGUGGCUUACAGUGGUAGCCAUGCUCUGGGGAUGUACAAAUCCACUGUUAAAGAGAGGUGGUGAAGGUAUAGAAAACAUCAAGAAAAAAUCUGCUGUAUCACAGUUCCUUGCAGAACUGGUCUUUAUGGUGUGUAAUGUUAAGUAUAUUGUGCCAUUCCUCAUCAACCAGAGUGGAUCCUUGCUGUACUACAUCACUCUGGGAUCUGCAGACCUGUCCCUUGCUGUCCCUAUAACAAAUUCUCUGACAUUCCUGUUCACCAUGCUGAGUGGAAAAUUGCUGGGUGAAGAGAUUGGCUCAAAAGAAACCUACCUAGGUGGCCAUUUUGGAUUUUCUGUCCUAAAAUCUUCACUUUCAAGACUUGUCUACAGGUUUCCAGCCAAACCAUUUGACGGAUUCAUUUGA
This is a messenger RNA of Owenia fusiformis, 510 nucleotides long. NCBI's taxonomy places the organism in Eukaryota, Metazoa, Annelida, Polychaeta, Sabellida, Oweniidae. The record is from the annotation of a GenBank genome assembly.